AUGGAGGCCCUGCAGAGGCAGCAGGCAGCCCGGCUGGCCCGGGGGGUGGGGCCUCCGGGUCCCCCUCGCCCUCCGCCCCCAAGGCCUCCCUUGCCGGGACUCCUCCAGACCCUGCAGGCCCCUGAGGGGGCCUUGGGUAAGGUUGGGGCUGAGGAAGAGGAGGAUGCUGAAGAGGAGGUGGAAGGGGAGGAAACGAGCGCCGAGGAUACAACAGAGGAGAGUCGUCCAGGGGCCAGGAGCCCCAGUUCUUCGCCUGCCAGCCAGCUCCCUGAAGCCCAUCCCCACGAGUGGACCUAUGAGGAACAGUUCAAGCAGCUGUAUGAACUUGAUGCAGACCCCAAGAGGAAGGAAUUUCUGGAUGACCUGUUUAGCUUCAUGCAGAAGAGGGGGACGCCGGUAAACCGCGUGCCCAUCAUGGCGAAGCAGGUGCUGGACCUGUAUGCCUUGUUCCGCCUGGUGACCGCCAAGGGUGGCCUAGUGGAAGUCAUCAACCGCAAGGUGUGGCGGGAGGUGACGCGAGGCCUCAGUCUACCCACCACCAUCACUUCGGCCGCCUUCACCCUGCGUACCCAAUACAUGAAGUACCUGUACCCUUAUGAGUGCGAGACGCGAGCGCUCAGCUCGCCCGGGGAGCUCCAGGCCGCCAUCGACAGCAACCGGCGCGAGGGCCGUCGCCAAGCUUACACGGCCACGCAGCUCUUCGGCCUGGCUGGGCCGCCUCCUCAGGUGGCUUCCGGCCCCGCCCCGCCCGGGGCCCCGCCCGGCCCCGCCCACAGCUCCGCCCCCGGACUACCUGCGCACGCAUGCGCCCAGAUAAGCCCGAGCCCGGUAAAGAAAGAGGAGAGCGGAAUCCCCAGCCCUCGCAUGGCAUUGCCGGUGGGUCUGGCCCUGGGACCCGUGCGCGAGAAGUUGGCACCGGAGGAGCCCCCGGAGAAGAGGGCUGUGCUGAUGGGGCCCAUGGACCCAACUCGACCUGGCGCACCCCCCAGUUUUCUGCCCCGUGGCAAGGUCCCCUUGAGGGAGGAGCGCCUGGACGGGCCUCUCAGUCUGGCAGGCAGUGGCAUCAGCAGUAUCAACAUGGCUCUAGAGAUCAACGGGGUGGUCUACACUGGUGUCCUCUUUGCCCGCCGCCAGCCUCUGCCAGCUUCCCAGGGUCCAACCAACCCUGUGCCCCCACCCCCUGCAGGGUCCUCUCCCAGCGCCUCACCCUGA
Messenger RNA from Echinops telfairi (small Madagascar hedgehog), 1212 nucleotides. It is a transcript of the gene ARID3C, whose product is annotated as AT-rich interaction domain 3C. Gene Ontology annotation, cellular component: nucleus. Gene Ontology annotation, biological process: regulation of transcription by RNA polymerase II. The coding region runs from base 1 to 1212 and encodes 403 amino acids. NCBI's taxonomy places the organism in Eukaryota, Metazoa, Chordata, Mammalia, Afrosoricida, Tenrecidae. Gene Ontology annotation, molecular function: DNA binding. The record is from RefSeq and is a predicted model, not a curated record. The transcript is spliced from 7 exons.